This is a messenger RNA of Colius striatus (speckled mousebird), 4970 nucleotides long. RefSeq names its product casein kinase 1 delta (gene CSNK1D). Lineage: Eukaryota; Metazoa; Chordata; Aves; Coliiformes; Coliidae. Gene Ontology annotation, cellular component: spindle microtubule; cytoplasm; nucleus. The coding region runs from base 856 to 1932 and encodes 358 amino acids. Gene Ontology annotation, molecular function: ATP binding; protein serine/threonine kinase activity. The transcript is spliced from 10 exons. Gene Ontology annotation, biological process: positive regulation of proteasomal ubiquitin-dependent protein catabolic process; non-motile cilium assembly; positive regulation of canonical Wnt signaling pathway. The record is from RefSeq and is a predicted model, not a curated record.
GGAGUGCGGCUCCUGGGGGACUGAGCGACUCGGAAUGAGGCGCCGCUCUGGCCCCAGGAACUCGCGGUCGAGGGGGCGCUUCCGGGGCUGCCGGAAGCGCACGUGACGGCACGGGCCGGUGCCGACGCGUUGGUGGCGGCUGUCGGUGCAGCGCGGGGUUGUCGCCGCGAGAUGGCGGAGCGCCCGUCAGUUCUCCGCGCUCUGCGGGCAGCAGUGGCGGGUGCGGAGCGCCGUCGGAGCCCUGGCGGUGCCGGUUCCCCCCAGGUCGCAUCUCUCCGGGGCUCUGCUUUGCGGCGGUACCGGUACCUCUCGCCGCGAAGGCCACGGGGCCGGAGGCACAGGAGCUGUCCCGCGGGCGUUCCGUGAGGUAACGGUAAGUUACCGAAACGGCCUCGUUUGCUCAUUCCCUGUUCCCGCGGCCGCGCCCGGGGAGGAGCCGCGUCUGGAUCCUCGGACGCACGGGGACGAAACCCCGAAUAACGGAGACGGGAUGGAAUAGCUGCUGUCAUCGCAGAGUCGCUCAGGAGGCCGACUAGGAGGUAGGGAGUAUGUAACCGGUACCGCUUCUGGACUUUCUUCUAGUCACUGGGAACUUGCUUGGGAAUGCUGAUCAGAUCGAUACAUUGGUCCUUCUGCACCGCUCCAUGAGGACGCAGAAGGCAGUCCCGUUGCAUGUGUCCCAAGUUCCCACAGGAAUAACGUUCACGAGCUGCUCCUGGGUUUCUCCACCGUGGACUUGGUACAGAACACACGGCAUCAGGAACAGAUAUUGCUGCUGGGGAGGAGGUUGCAAUUAAGCUGGAAUGUGUGAAAACCAAACAUCCUCAGCUCCACAUCGAGAGUAAAAUCUACAAAAUGAUGCAGGGUGGAGUGGGUAUUCCCACAAUUAAGUGGUGUGGAGCUGAAGGGGACUACAAUGUAAUGGUGAUGGAGCUGUUGGGACCGAGUCUUGAAGAUCUCUUCAAUUUUUGUUCAAGGAAAUUUAGUCUCAAGACCGUCUUGUUACUUGCUGACCAGAUGAUUAGUCGAAUUGAAUAUAUUCACUCCAAGAACUUCAUUCACCGAGAUGUGAAGCCAGAUAAUUUCUUAAUGGGCUUGGGGAAGAAGGGCAAUCUUGUCUACAUAAUAGACUUUGGAUUAGCAAAGAAGUAUCGAGAUGCGCGAACUCACCAACAUAUUCCGUAUCGUGAAAAUAAAAACUUAACGGGAACGGCCCGUUACGCGUCCAUCAACACUCAUCUUGGAAUUGAGCAAUCUCGCAGAGAUGACUUGGAGUCCUUGGGCUAUGUACUGAUGUAUUUUAACCUGGGCUCCCUCCCCUGGCAGGGACUGAAAGCAGCAACAAAGAGGCAGAAAUACGAACGUAUCAGUGAAAAGAAAAUGUCUACACCCAUUGAGGUUUUGUGUAAAGGCUAUCCUUCUGAAUUUGCCACAUACUUGAAUUUCUGUCGUUCUUUGCGCUUUGAUGACAAACCAGACUAUUCCUAUCUAAGGCAAUUAUUCAGAAACCUCUUCCACCGACAAGGGUUCUCCUACGACUAUGUGUUUGACUGGAACAUGCUGAAAUUUGGUGCAAGCAGAGCGGCUGAAGAUGCUGAACAUGAAAGACGAGAACGAGAGGAGAGAUUGAGACAUACACGAAAUCCAGCUGUGCGUGGGUUACCCUCCACUGCAUCUGGCAGGCUGAGAGGAACGCAAGAUGUAGCUCCUCCUGCCCCUCUUACCCCAACUUCACAUGCUGCCAACACCUCUCCUCGGCCGGUAUCUGGUAUGGAACGAGAAAGGAAAGUGAGUAUGAGAUUGCAUCGUGGUGCCCCAGUCAAUAUCUCGUCGUCUGACUUAACAGGCCGACAAGAUACCUCUCGCAUGUCAACUUCGCAGAUUCCUGCUCGGGUAACUACCAGUGUUCUCCAGUCUGCUGUGCACCGAUGAACAUUAUUUUGCCAUGGAGGGCAGAUAAUGCAUGGCUGAUCUCCUAUGUUACCAAUGGCUUUACUAGCAAAAAUACCCUAAACUAGAGCGGAAACAUUACAAUUGGAGUUCUCCAUGUGACUUAAAAGGCCCUUGGAGGAACAUGGACAGACUCCAGCAGCUGCCAUUACAGGACGCUUUUGCCAGAAACCCAGUGACCUUAAGAGAACCCUGUGGUAACGGGGCUGGAUAAGAAAGAUGGUUUACAGAGUUGACCGCCUGUUAUCGGAUGGCCGUUUCCAUUUUCCCUCCACAGGCGGUAGACUUUACCCCCUUUUUAUUAUUCUACUGUAACUAUAAAUCUUUUACUUGGUUUAAGAAAGUUUUUUGUAUCAUUUUGCUAAAAUUAUUGGCUUAAUUCUCUGUAAAGAACUCUUGCUUUUGUCUGAUUUACAAAAUGUAGAAUAUAAACAAACCUAAACUAAAGACAAUGACUUGAAAUUUCUUGCUUAAAAACAUCGAUCUGGCAGGGAACGUGUAAAUGAAUCAAAACCAUCUGACUUAUUUUAAAUGUUUACUUAUUUGUAUGGUCCCAUUCUGAUCGAGACGGUUUUCUCGUGACAUUUUCAAAACUGUUAGAAUUUUACUGUUUGCUGUCUUCAUUCCCACUUCACUUUCCAUGUAACACAAAGGAAUUUUUAAUGCUUGUUCUUUUUCAUAAAAGAUAACUAAAUUCCCUGCAGGAUAUUGUAAGUAUAGUCGAGGUGGUGAUAAUGGAUUUCUCUUGUUGUAAAGAAAAAGUGAAAGGCUCUAGCAUUUGAUGGAUUUAGAAAUUGAAAGCUUGUCCUAUCUCUCUGCUUCGUUUGGGUAAAUGGAUCGUUUCAAACAUUGUUUUUAUUGGUAAAAUUUUGUUUCCUGCACUCUGAGGCGGGUGAGCUUGGAGGGUGUUGCAAGUGGAAAAUACACGUUGCUACUGAAUCUUUGCUGAAUUUGCACAUUUCGUUCAGCAUCCACGUGUUUAAAGAUUAGUAAAUAAAUUGAUUUAGGACUUCUGUUUUGUGCCAAGACUCAGAAAAGUUAAUUACUUAAUUUUAAAAACAUCCUCAAAACAACUUCUUCUUGCUGUGAAAUCCUGAGAAUUUUUGCAAUUUGGGUGUGUGCCAUAUUUCAUUUCUAACUGUAUUCAACCUGAAUGUCCCCUGAAUCAUUAGCUGGGAAUGAAUGAAUCCACACGCUUAAGUUGUCCAAUAAACUGUUGCAGAUGUUGUUUGCACCUGCCGGUUAUGGAAUAUGGGAGAUGUUUCCUAUAGUUUGUUACUGUAAACAGUCUCACAAAAUGAAAGUAGGUAUUCUGUCUUCACAGUACUUGUAACAGUAUCAGAAGUACUGUGUAUACCAAAAUGACUGAAGUAAUGGGAAGAUCCGUGUUGGAAAUGAAAGCGUACGCAGAGAUUUUGUUUGAACAGUUAGGUAUUUUGAGAAGUUCUUCUCUGCUUGAAAACAAAUUUCUUUAAAGGCCUAUUGGUCUUCAGAUUUUUAUGAAGAGUAAUUUUUAUUGUUUUGGUGGUUUUCCCUUCUCAGAAGUCGACCUAUUAAGGAUUAGUCUUUGGAUGUUUUCAGAUCAUUGGCUACUUGCUUGUAUGUACUCUGGAUCUGACUGGGGAAACCUGUGUUUGGGGAACAGCAUAGUGGAAAAGCUGAAGAGUUUUAUCCGUGGAUAAGUUUGCAUAAGAGAAUUAUUUCCUCAGUUACUAUAAAAUUCAGUAUUUUAGGCAUGUGCGCUAUUAUUUGAACAGUUUUACACUUCACUGUGCUUUCCUUGUAAAUAUCUGUGGUUAAUAAUGUACUGUUAGAAGGACUUAAAAAGGCAGCCUCUUUAUUCUCUCUGUAUCUGGAACAUUAGAUUGCUGUACUAUACUUAAAAGUUGACUGCAGAUUUCUAGAACUGUACUCACUUGUGGGCAAUUUUUGUCCUUCAUAAUAGUUAAAUUCCAUCAUGCAGAAAAUAAUCUGUCUAUAUAAACCUGUGUAUUGGAAACCAUAUCUCAGAGCGCUUCGUUUGUACUACCACUGUAUUUGUGUACUUCAGCAAUUGUGUAAAUACAAUCAUAAUAACUUCUGGUUAAGUUUGGUUUUACUUACUUCCAAUGAAUCCUUACUCUUGGUGCAACUCCUUUUUUUCUUUUUUCCUUUUUUUUGUUUCUGUUUUGAUCUGGGUUUUUUGUUAAGGAGUGUCUUUAACUACAAAGAGCAUUGUUGCAAUCAUGUGAAGACAUUGUUGUGAUACUAAAACUUUGAAGGAUUUCUGUAGUCACGGUCAGAAUGCAGCAGUCAGGAUAUGCUGAAGGAAAGAGAAGGCAUUUGCUUCUUUGUUCACAAUAAGCUUCUCUCUCUUUAAAGGUAAAUGGUUUUGUUUGGAUAUUACUUUUUUGCAGAAGUAGUUUUUACAAACGCUUUCUCCUAACACAUAACAUUCGAAGUAUGGGAAGAGAAUUGCUAUGGACACUUGAUCAGAUAUGGGAGCUAAGAUAAAGGCGAGGAAAAUAUUGAGCUCUACCCACAAGGCCACAUAUAAUAAAAGGGCUGUCUUUUGCUCUGUGGUUCUCAAAAGUCUAUUCGUAGUGUGAGGACAAAUGCACCUUCAAGAAUUGACUGUUUCUGAUUAGCAGGCCUUUAAAAGCUGGAAGGAUAUUUAAUUUAUGCUUACACUUUUCAUUUAGAACUGGCUGUGUGCUUUUAUAUGGAAAACACUACGCGUGCUGCUGUUUUACGUUUCUGGACGGUUACAGAGUCCCUGAAUUCUUUAUGGUACACAUACUCUGAAAACAGUUGAAAAUAAAUGUCACACUUUAAGAGAGAUAUUAAAUAAAAGCAUUUAAGGGGCCCAUAUAUUUCUCAUUAAUUUUAUCAAAGUACUCAAAAUGUUCCUUGGACAAAGGCAUGUGGAACUCAGAGGCAUAUCAUCUUUCAUUCUCCACUGGGGAAAAAUACCAUAAGCACAGCUAUUGUCUUCUUUUCCCCACGUUCCAAACGUCCGAGUGGCAGCUCCUCUAUACAAA